UUAGCCUCCCUUUUUGGGGUCCUCUCCUCUCUCUCUCCUUUUCCCUAUAAUUAGAUUUCAAUUUGAAUUCCAAAAAAAAAAAAAAAAAAAAUUUCAAGAGAAAAUUAUCAUGGCACUUGAGGCAGUGGUUUUCCAACAAGACCCAUUUGGCCAAGGCAGCAGCAGCAAAGAUUUGUACAAUUUGAUGGGUUCUGCAGCAGCAAUCUGGGGGAGCUAUGAUGAAGAAUUCUCCAAAGAAGAUGAAGAUUUUUCUUUUCUCGGGAACCAAACAGAAAAUUCUCCUAAUUAUUACCACUGUGGAUCGGAUCAAUGGAAUUAUUAUUCUUGUGUGGAUCCGAGUAAUUUUUUAAACGAACCACAGGCGCCGCCGCCGCAGCCGCAGCCGCCCCAUGAUGAUUCUUCUUCUCCGGUGGGUCAGAUCGUCGGCGGAGGGCGGUGGCGGGCGGCGAGGAGGCGGCGGUGGAAAACGGAGAAGAAUAAAGAGGAAAUAGAGAAUCAAAGAAUGACACACAUUACUGUGGAGCGCAAUAGAAGAAAGCAAAUGAAUCACUAUCUCUCUGUUCUUCGAUCAUUAAUGCCUCACUCCUACGUCCAAAGGGGCGACCAAGCCUCAAUCAUAGGCGGAGCCAUCAACUUUGUGAAGGAGUUGGAGCAGCAAGUACAUUUCCUUAGUGCUCAAACACAUGUAAAGCCCUCUCCCAAUGCUGCACCAAAUAUUAUUGCUCCUCCCUUCUCUCAUUUCUUUUCCUUCCCGCACUACUCGUCCUCGACAUCGACCUCGACCUCGACUUCGGCGUCUGCUCCUUCGGGCCUCACCAGUAUGGCUGCCUCCGCCGUCCCGAGCAACCAGAUUCAGUCCUCUCUGGCUGACGUCGAGGUCUCCAUGGUUGACUCCCAUGCAAACCUCAAGAUAAGGUGCAAGAAGCUCCCCAAGCAACUCCUCAAGAUUGUCUCUGGCUUGCAUCGCUUGCACCUCAGUGUUCUUCACCUCAAUGUCUCCACUCUCCAUCAGAUCGUCCUCUAUUCCUUCAGUCUCAAGGUAGAGGAAUAUUGUGGGCUUUCUUCUGUGGAUGAAAUUGCGAGAGCUGUACAUCAGUUGGUUUGCAGAAUUCAAGAAGAGGCAUUCUCCCUCUGAUUUUGAGCAAGAGAAAGAAAAAUUAGCAUUUUAAUUAAUGAUCUUUUCCUUUUGUUUUUUAAUCUCUUUCUCUCUCUUGAUGAAGCUAGAGCUUCACAUUGUAAACUUUGAGGUUGUUCUUUGUUCUGUUCUUCUUCUCUCUCUAAAUUUUUGGUCGGUUCAACAUGUUCUUUGUCUUUAAUUGAUUAUUA
Molecule: messenger RNA, 1326 nt
Organism: Momordica charantia (bitter melon)
Lineage: Eukaryota; Viridiplantae; Streptophyta; Magnoliopsida; Cucurbitales; Cucurbitaceae
Product: transcription factor bHLH94
Biological process (GO): positive regulation of DNA-templated transcription; stomatal complex development; guard cell differentiation
Cellular component (GO): nucleus
Molecular function (GO): DNA-binding transcription factor activity; protein dimerization activity
Source: RefSeq, a predicted model, not a curated record